This is a messenger RNA of Fusarium musae, 909 nucleotides long. RefSeq lists its product as uncharacterized. NCBI's taxonomy places the organism in Eukaryota, Fungi, Ascomycota, Sordariomycetes, Hypocreales, Nectriaceae. The transcript has a single exon. The record is from RefSeq and is a predicted model, not a curated record. The coding region runs from base 1 to 909 and encodes 302 amino acids.
AUGAGCACCCUAGCAGCUAUGAACUCACAAACUUCGUUUCUAGACUUACCACGAGAGGUACGCGACAUAGUCUAUGACUACGCCCUCCAAGACGUCAAGUUCAGCAACGCCUUUACAACUCAAACCGCUUAUUCCCCUAAUGCCCUUCCCUUACUCUACGUCCAUAAAAUCAUAUCAGAUGAUCUUCAGCCUCGCCUUUAUCAAAACCACGCUAUUGUUAUUCCGCUUCAAGAACCUAGCACUUAUGCAACUGGUGAAUGGAGUAUAGUUCCCAGGAUUGCCUGCUCCAAGAUGAUGAAGCAACGCUCCAAGACCCUCAUCAUUGAAAUGUCCCAGACGACUAUCUCCUACUAUCCUGAUUCAGACCUGGAAGAAGAUUAUGAUGAAGCUCCCGUUGAGGUUGAGCUCUUUUGGGACGAUCUUGACAGUCGAGGUGCAAAGGCAUUGCCCCAGAAGCUCAUCAACGAUAUUCUCGCUCUGAAACAAAGUCUCCCAGCCCUCAGAACCAUCAAGUUUGUCUUCUGGUUCGGGAAAUGGACAGCGUGGUGCAGUGUUUGGGAGAAGCAUCUCGAGAAGCUCAGGGCGAUUUGGCCAGAGCCGUUGCUGAAGUUCGAGUUGAAUCUGUUUGAGUAUGUAGACGACCAGGUUGCGGACGGCGGAUGGAACUGGAUCGAGGAAUGGUAUUACUGGGCGAUAGAGAGAAAGAGGAUCUGGUUUCAGGCGAACAACUUCAAGUGGAAAGACCAUGCCAAGGGGGAUUUUCGAGGUCGUAGGAUUGAUGUUCGGGUGUGGCAGGAUGAAGAGUUCAUGGAUUGGGAUGAGGACGAAGCUGAUAGAGCUCUUCACAAGAGGCGCUGCGAGGUGAAGCCUUUGUUUGUUAGGACAUGCGACAUGGAAGGACGAGUGUGA